CUCUUUUCUUCUGGAACAACUUUCUGUUUACACUUAUUCUCUAUCUACUCUCAUCUAUCCUCUCUCCUCUCUCAUCUAUCCUCUCUCCUCUCUCAUCUAUCCUCUCUCCUCUCUCCAUCUCCAUCUCCAUCUCCAUCUUUAAACCCCCGAAAUGCACUUCUCCGUAACUGCCCUCCUGCUCAGCGGGCCCCUCGCUCUGGCUGCGACGGCAGCAGCCAGCAUUACUGCCUCCCAGCUGGAGACCAUCGCCCCAACCUCCAACACCUGCGACAAUCCCCCGGCGGCAGGCGAGUGUGCAACCGCCGACCAGGCCGCGCCGUACAUCAACGCCGCCUUUGAACAGUACAACGUCACCUCGCCGGCGGAGCAGGCCGCUGUCCUCAGCUUGAUAGCCUUUGAGACGCUUGAUUUCAAGUAUAGUAAGAACCAUUUCCCUGGUGUUCCAGGACAGGGCACACGCAAUAUGCAAUCACCGGCAUUCAACUCCAAGUACGCAGCCAGCAUCCCCGCGCUGGCAGGUAAUCUGAGCAGCGUCUCGUCUGAUCCCGUGGCGGUGCUGAACCUGCUCCUCGCGGACGAGAACUAUGAUUUCGGCUCUGGGGCAUGGUUCCUGACGACGCAGUGCUCGGCGGAGCAGCGGACUCAGCUGGCUACAGGCUCGCAGGCGGGUUGGGAGGAGUAUAUCUCUAGUUGUGUGGGGACGACGGUGACAGAUGCGCGGAAGGCGUACUGGGAUCGGGCUGUCAGUGUUUUGGGAGUGAGCAGUAGCGCAUCCUGA
Penicilliopsis zonata CBS 506.65 is the source of this 778-nucleotide messenger RNA. RefSeq lists its product as hypothetical. Lineage: Eukaryota; Fungi; Ascomycota; Eurotiomycetes; Eurotiales; Aspergillaceae. The transcript has 2 exons. The record is from RefSeq and is a predicted model, not a curated record. Bases 152 to 778 code for a protein of 208 amino acids.